Molecule: messenger RNA, 1368 nt
Organism: Exophiala viscosa
Lineage: Eukaryota; Fungi; Ascomycota; Eurotiomycetes; Chaetothyriales; Herpotrichiellaceae
Product: 60S ribosomal protein L4-B
Exons: 4
Coding region: 96-1217 (373 amino acids)
Biological process (GO): translation
Cellular component (GO): ribosome; cytosolic large ribosomal subunit
Molecular function (GO): structural constituent of ribosome; RNA binding
Source: RefSeq, a predicted model, not a curated record
UCGUCGCAGUUGCCCCGAAUUGAGGAUUUGAACUUCGCAUCUAACAUCACCUCAACCCUCGACUACAACCGAUUUCCUCCCUCAAAGCAGUCAAGAUGUCGAAUCGUCCUACCGUCGGUAUCUUGGGCGCUGAUGGCGCGGGCAGCGGAGAGACGCACCCUCUCCCAGCUGUCUUCAGCUCGCCAAUCCGUCCCGAUAUUGUCCAGGCUGUCCACACCGGCAUGGCCAAGAACAAGAGACAACCAUACGCCGUGAGCGAGAAGGCUGGUGAACAGACCUCAGCCGAGUCGUGGGGUACAGGUCGUGCUGUCGCUCGUAUUCCUCGUGUCUCUGGUGGUGGUACUCACAGAGCCGGUCAAGCUGCUUUCGGUAACAUGUGCCGUGCUGGUCGCAUGUUCGCACCCACCAAGGUCUGGAGAAAGUGGCAUCAGAAGAUCAACUUGGGCCAGAAGCGCUUCGCAACUGCAUCCGCCAUCGCAGCCAGCUCUGUCCCAGCUCUCCUCCUCGCCCGUGGUCACCGCAUCUCGACCGUCCCCGAGGUUCCUCUUGUCAUCUCCAGCAAGGCUUUCGAGGGUGCCGCCCUUGUCAAGACCUCCGCUGCCGUCGCACUCCUGAAGGCUGUCGGCGCUGGCCCAGAUGUCGUCAAGGUCCAAAAGUCUCGCAAACUCCGUGCCGGUAAGGGUAAGCUGCGAAACCGCCGACACCGCACUCGCCGCGGCCCUCUGGUGGUUUACAACCCAGAGACCGAUGGCAAGGAGCUCGUCCGCGCUUUCCGCAACAUCCCCGGUGUCGAGACUUCUUCCGUCUUCGCCCUGAACCUUCUCCAGCUCGCUCCUGGUGGCCACCUUGGUCGCUUCAUCAUCUGGACCUCGUCCGCUUUCGCCGCUCUUGACACCGUCUACGGCUCCACCACCGAGGCCUCCGCCGUCAAGAAGGACUUCCUCCUCCCAUCCAACAUUGUCAGCAACGCCGACGUCACCCGCCUCAUCAACAGCUCCGAGGUGCAGUCCGUGCUCAGGGAGCCCAAGGGCUAUGCCAUCACCAAGCGCUCCAACGUGCAGAAGAAGAACCCUCUCCGCAACAGACAGGUUUUGCUCCGCCUUAACCCCUACGCUGUUCAGUACUCGAAGGACAAGGUGGGCCAGAAGGGUGUUGGCGACCAUGGCAAGCCUGAGCGUAUCAGCGACAAGGCUCUGGAAGUCUUGCACGAGAACUAAAGUGCUUGUUGUCGUAUGAGUGGUGGAUGAAUGGACUGAGCCGGAAGCGGCAUGUUCUCAUCAGUGGCGUUUGUCUCUAAAAUUCUUACUAGCAGAUCAUGGCAAGGCAGAAUCAAUGACAUGAAAUCAAUCCAGGAGCUUUCUUGCAUGU